AUGGCUAUGUUGCAGCCGAAAAUAGACAGGCAAGCUUACAUUGUGUACAUGGGAAGUCAUUCACAGAAGGAAGUAUCAGCAACAGAGAUUCAUACCAAUAUGAUGGAAGAAGUGGUUGGCAGUGGUGGGUCAGACCAUAUGUUGUAUAGCUACAAGAGAAGCUUCAGUGGUUUUGCCGCCAUGCUAACAAGCGAGGAGGUGCAGAAGCUGACAAGAAUGGAGGGAGUGAUAUCUGUUUUCCCCAAUGGAAAGAUGCAGCUUCACACAACAAGAUCAUGGACCUUUAUUGGCCUUACAGGGAAAUCUGAAAGAAGACCAUUAGAGAGGGACAUGAUCAUCGGGAUGCUUGACACAGGAAUUUGGCCAGAAUCUGAGAGUUUCUCAGAUGAAGGGUUUGGUCCACCUCCUCAAAAAUGGAAGGGAACAUGCAUGAAGUCAGAAAAUUUCACCUGCAACAACAAGAUAAUUGGAGCUAAGUACUACAGGGUAACAGGGAACUUCUCCCUUGAUGUGGCUUCACCAAGAGAUACAGAAGGCCAUGGUUCCCAUACUGCAUCAACAGCAGCAGGAAACUUUGUCCCCAAGGCAAGCCUUGAAGGGCUUGGCUUGGGAACAGCUCGAGGCGGGGCACCAUCUGCUCGAAUUGCAGUCUAUAAGAUUUGUUGGGCUGAUGGUUGUUAUGAUGCUGAUAUACUGGCUGCAUUCGAUGAUGCCAUCGCUGACGGAGUUGACAUAAUCUCUGUCUCCCUCGGAGCUACUAACCCAAAGGGAUACUUCGAGGACUCCAUCGCCAUUGGGACGUUCCACGCUAUGCGACAUGGCAUUCUUACCUCCACUUCUGCUGGCAAUGAUGGUCCCACUCCAGGAUCAGUCAACAACGCUGCACCUUGGCUUCUGUCUGUAGCAGCUAGCAGCAUAGACAGGAAGUUUAUGACGAAAAUUCAGCUGGGAAAUGGAGCUUCGUAUGAGGGUGUUUCGAUCAAUACUGUUAAUCUUUAUCCCACAAUGUACCCCAUUAUAUACGGUGGCCGUGCCCCAACAUUGAAGAAACCAAACGUCACUGCAGCGAGAAAUUGCCAGAAAGGGUCAUUGGAAAGGAGAUUGGUGAGAGGAAAGAUUGUUCUUUGUGACUUAAUCGUUAAUGGAGAGUCAGUUUCUGCAGCAGGAGGAGUUGGUGCAAUGAUGCAAGACAACACAUACAAUGAUGUUGCUUACAAUUUUGCUGUCCCAGCUUCCCACUUUGGUCCCGAUCCCGGAUCUAAAAUCUCAGCUUAUGUGAAACAAACUGAAAAUGCAACUGCAACAAUGUUCAAGAGUAUCCACCAAAGGGACGACUCAGCUCCAUACAUAGUUGGGUUCUCAUCCAGAGGGCCUAAUGCCAUAACAAAAGACAUCCUGAAGCCCGACAUUGCAGCUCCCGGUUCGGACAUCCUGGCUGCUUGGUCACCAGCUACCACAGUGACAGGACUAGUGGGAGACAAAAGGGUGACAAAUUACAACAUCAUCUCAGGCACAUCCAUGGCUUGCCCUCACGCAACUGGAGUAGCUGCAUACGUCAAGUCAUUCCAACCAACUUGGUCCCCUGCUGCCCUUAGGUCUGCUCUAAUGACAACAGCAAUGCCAAUGAGCCGCGCCAAGAACCACGAUGCAGAAUUCGCGUACGGUGCAGGGCUGAUAAACCCUGUCAAGGCAGUAGACCCCGGCCUGGUAUACGAUGCUGCUGAGGAAGAGUACGUUCACUUCUUGUGUGGACAAGGCUAUAACAGCACACAAAUUCAGAUUCUCACCGGGGAGGACAUCCACUGCAGCAAUGAGAAGAAGCUGGCAGUGUGGGAUUUGAACUACCCUUCGCUUACCUUGUCUAUCAAGCCUGGUGGUGGCAGCGUGACGAGGGUGUUUCAUAGAACUGUGACGAAUGUAGGGAGCCGUGGAUCAUGUACUUACAAGGCCAUAGUCAAGGUUCCUGAAGAAGUUGUGGUUAAAGUUAGACCUUCAGUUCUGACUUUCCAGUCUGUUGGGGAGAGCAAGUCGUUCACUGUAACUGUGGUGGUGAAGUUGGGCAAAAACUCUGUAUCUGGGGCUUUGAUCUGGGAUGAUGGAGAACAUACUCACAUUGACGGCGGCGCCAAUACCCCUACUCCCGCCGGUAGCCGCAUUCUGGCAACUCUGAUGGAGGACGGUGAGAUGAGUGACGAUGGUGAUGUAGAGCUUGCUGCCGCCAUCGAUGACAUUGCCCUUGAUGACGAAGAAGCUGAAGUUUAUGUAGCUGCUUGCAGCCCAACAGAUCCUUCACUGGUAGCAACUGGAGGUGCUGAUGAAAGAGGGUUUCUUUGGAGGAUAGGACAGGGAGAUUGGGCUGCUGAACUAGGAGGUCAUAGGGAGUCCGUUACUAGCUUAGCAUUCAGUAGCGAUGGACAGUUUCUUGCAUCUGGAGGGCUUGAUUCUGUGGUUAAAAUCUGGGAUGAAUCUGGAAAUCUUAUAUGUACUCUUGGAGACCAUGUUGAGAAUGAACAAAUAGAGGAAGGUACUCUUGGAGACCAUGUUGAGAAUGAGCAAAAAGAGGAUCCUCCUACGGACGGCCUUGAGUUGGUCAGGUGGCAGCCUGGAGGUCAUCUAGUCUUGGCUGUUUCAAAUGAUGGCACUGCUUGGGUGUGGGAUGCCGAUACAGGCAGAACUAUCUGCACUGGUUCUGGCGAUAAGAGUUUGAGAAUAUGGAAUCUGGAAACUGGGCAAUGUGUACACGUUGUAAGAGGUGGUGAGUACCUUAUCUGGUCACUCAGAUUCAGUUUCGUGCAUUGCUCUGCCAGGUUCACCAAGAGUGAAUUGACUUGCUUAACAUGGAUAGGCACAUCGAGGUUAGUUGCUGCAGGAUGUGCAGACGGUGCUAUAGUGGUAUGGGACGCUAGAGAUGGAACCAAGACUUACAUUGUGUACAUGGGAAGUGUAUCCGCUGAGAAGAACAAUGAUAACCAUCUCCUUGCUGCCCGUCGUCACCACAAUUUGCUUUCGUCUGUGCUCGGAGACGAGGAUUUAGCUCAACAAGUCAGACUCACCUCUUAUGGCAAGAGUUUCGACGGAUUUGCCGCAAAUUUACUCCCACAAGAGGCUGAGUGGCUACAAGAAAACGAAAAUGUGGUCUCAGUGUUUCUAUCGGGAACAAAGCAGCUCUCCACAACUUGGUCUUGGGACUACCUGGACAUGCCUCUCUCGGUUCAAAGAAAUUUCAAUAUCGAGUCCGAUAUUAUCAUUGGCAUGAUUGACAGCGGAAUCAACGUCGAUGCUCCGAGCUUUAGUGACAAGGGAUUGGGCCCACCUCCGGCGAAGUGGAAGGGAAUCUGCCAAAAGGGACUCAACUUCACUGGCUGCAACAAUAAGGUGAUUGGGGCGAGAGCGUAUGACGUGGGCGACCUAGAAACCACGCCGCUGACGCCACUCGACGACACGGAAGGCCACGGGACCCACACGGCCUCCACGGUGGCCGGCUCAGCCGUCGGCGGAGCCAGCUUCCGCGGCCUGGCUAAAGGCACGGCGCGAGGCGGCGUCCCGUCGGCUCGGCUCGCCAUCUACAAAGUGUGCGGGCCCAAAGCCGCUUGCACCGACGCCAACCUGAUGUCGGCCCUGGAUGACGCCAUCCACGACGGCGUCGACGUCAUAUCGAUGUCGCUGGGCGCUCCACCGAUGGACUAUUUCAAGGAUCCGGUGGCCAUCGGUUCGUUCCACGCCAUGGAGAAAGGAAUCAUAGUCAGCGCCGCGGCUGGUAACAAAGGUGAAAUGGGUCAAGUCGAGAACGUGGCGCCGUGGAUCCUCACCGUCGCCGCUAGCCGCACCGGGAAGCAGUUGAGGACUCCAAUCGUGCUCGGGAACCGCUUUGCUACUCUGAAGGUGCAAGGAAAAAUAGUUUACUGCAAGAACGGCGAAUCGGCUCCUCUUGAUACCUUGAGCGAGUUUGGUGCUGUUGGACUCAUCGGAGAUGCCGUUUCCUGGUACCCCGACUUCCCCCAAACUUACCCAAUGCCGGCGUCGCUGCUCGAUCCGACGCGCGGCCAGAUUGUCGAUGGCUACAUUAAUUCUACCAAGGAUCCUCGAGCAUAUAUAUUGAAGACCACGGGUGUCAACGUCACUGCUCCGGCCGUUGCAGUUUUCUCGUCCAGAGGUCCCAACCAGCAGUCCAGAACUAUUUUGAAGCCGGACGUCAUGGCGCCGGGAGUGAACAUCCUGGCAGCUUUCCCGCCGUAUCUACCCGGGGAAGAUAACUCAUACGGCCAUCCUUUCAGAUUCUUGAGUGGCACCUCCAUGGCUUGUCCCCAUGCCACCGCCGCCGCCGCCUUUGUCAAGUCCCACCGACCACAUUGGUCUCCCGCCGCCGUCAAAUCCGCCCUCAUGACCACCGCGCGGGUUGCGAAAGAGCAAAAUCCACUGGCGGAGUACGCGUACGGGUCGGGCGAAAUCGACCCGGUGAAGGCACUGGAUCCGGGGCUGGUAUACGACAUGUCGUUUUUGGACUACGUCCGUUUUCUCUGCUCGGAGGGCUACUCCAACACGUCGUUGAGCAUAAUGACGGACGGAGGAGACGUGAGCUGCCCGUCGCCGUCUAAAUACUCCGACACCCGUGACUUCGUCAACUACCCGUCCAUGAACCUCCAGGUGGCACUCGACUCCACGUCACCGUACGCUGCCGUUUUCGAGCGCACAGUCACCAACGUGGGGCCAGCGAAGUCAACUUACGUGGCAACAACGACGGCUCCAGCAGGGAUGGAGAUAAGGGUGGUGCCGGCGAGGUUGGAGUUUGAGAAAGUGGGCGAGAAGAAGACGUUUAAGGUGGAAGUGAAAGGGCCGGCGCUGCAGCAGCUGGGUCAGGAGAUGGAUCAGGUUCUGUCGGGUUCUUUGGUGUGGGCCGGGUCGUCGGGUCAUCGAGUUCGGAGCCCCGUUGUGGUUUCUUUCGCUUUCGUUCCUCUCUAA
This is a messenger RNA of Linum tenue, 4959 nucleotides long. The record is from the annotation of a GenBank genome assembly. Lineage: Eukaryota; Viridiplantae; Streptophyta; Magnoliopsida; Malpighiales; Linaceae.